Xenia sp. Carnegie-2017 is the source of this 4141-nucleotide messenger RNA. RefSeq names its product 5-oxoprolinase-like. Gene Ontology annotation, cellular component: cytosol. Gene Ontology annotation, biological process: glutathione metabolic process. NCBI's taxonomy places the organism in Eukaryota, Metazoa, Cnidaria, Anthozoa, Malacalcyonacea, Xeniidae. Gene Ontology annotation, molecular function: 5-oxoprolinase (ATP-hydrolyzing) activity. The record is from RefSeq and is a predicted model, not a curated record.
UUAUAAAGAAAACGUUUAUUAGAGAGACAUUUCACCAUAUUUUACUACUCUUUGUUAGUAAAAUUAAUUUUAACGUUGUUAUAAGGACAAUUUAUAUUUAUUGACAGCGCGAUAUUCCUCUUACAACGUUACCAACGCAUUCAGUUUGUCAUCUUUUUGGCAAGCUCCUGGCUGCUUUUGCAAAAUAUGGACAAAAAGUUUCACAAAAGCUUUUCUUUCGCGAUUGAUCGUGGUGGAACUUUCACAGAUGUGUUUGCAGUGACACCCAGUGGUAAAGUAGUUAUGAAAUUGCUUUCUGAAGACCCUGCAAACUAUCUCGAUGCACCUCGCGAAGCAAUAAGACGUAUUUUGGAAAAGGAAACUGGUACUCCCAUGCCUCCUAAUGAACCUAUCAAUCCUUCGUACAUCAAGUGGAUUCGCAUGGGCACUACAGUUGCAACCAAUGCUUUGUUGGAAAGAAAAGGAGAGCGCGUGGCAUUGGUGAUAAACAAAGGAUUCAAAGAUCUUCUAUUCAUUGGUAACCAAUCAAGACCAAAAAUAUUUGAUCUGAAAAUUGAAAUGCCAGACAUUUUAUAUGAAGAAGUGAUAGAGGUAAAAGAGAGGGUGGUUUUAACUCAAGAAAACUGUAGAAUUUCUUAUCCGCAUCAUGGAAAUGUGUCUGGAAAAUCUGAUGUUACUCUUCAAAUUUGGGAAAAAUUGGAUUAUGAAAGCAUAAAGGAAGAUUUAAAGAAAGUAUAUGAGAAAGGAAUAAGAUGUUUGGCAAUCAUCCUGAUGCAUUCAUACAUCUAUGAGCAUCAUGAACAAGAAAUUGGCAAAUUAGCCACAGAAAUUGGAUUCACUCAGGUGUCACUGUCUUCUGUUGUCAUGCCAAUGAUAAAAAUGGUUCCUAGGGGAUUGACAGCUUGUGCUGAUGCUUAUUUGACUCGUAUCAAAAGAUAUGUCAAUGGAUUCGUUUCUGGCUUUCAGAAUAACCUACAGGAUGUACGAGUUCUGUUCAUGCAAUCUGACGGAGGCCUUACUCCCGUUCAAAAGUUCACUGGUUCUCGAGCGAUAUUAUCAGGACCUGCUGGAGGAGUUGUUGGCUACGCAAUGACAACAUAUAACAAGACAACUGGUCAACCUGUAAUAGGAUUUGACAUGGGAGGUACCUCGACUGACGUCUCCCGUUACGCUGGCCAUCUUGAGCAUGUUUUUGAGACGACAACUGCCGGGAUUACGAUUCAGGCUCCUCAGCUCGAUGUGAACACUGUAGCUGCUGGCGGUGGUUCACGAUUGUUGUUUCGUUCGGGAAUUUUCGUCGUCGGUCCAGAAUCUGUUGGAGCUCAUCCUGGACCAGUGUGUUACAGGAAAGGAGGAAAUUUGGCCGUAACUGACGCUAAUCUUGUCUUGGGAAGGUUGCUUCCGGAAUAUUUUCCAUGUAUUUUCGGAGCCAAUGAAGACCAGCCUUUAGAUAUGACAGCCUCGUAUGAGUAUUUCCAAAAAUUAACACAAGAGAUCAACGAAUCCCUUGCAGCUGAUAAAAAGGACGCGAUGCUUGUGGAAGAAGUAGCCAUGGGUUUCAUAAGAGUUGCAAACGAGAACAUGUGUCGACCAAUCAGAGCGUUGACUCAGGCAAAAGGUUAUGAUACGUCACGUCAUGUACUAGCGUGCUUUGGGGGAGCUGGUGGUCAGCACGCAUGCGCUGUAGCAAGAUCCCUUGGAAUGUCGACCAUUGUCUCAUCUUCAUGUUUUAUAUGUAGAUACGCUGGUAUUCUUUCUGCGUACGGAAUUGCUUUAGCUGACGUCGUUCAUGAAGCCCAGGAGACAUGUUCGAAGAUCUAUGCUAAUGAUUCGUUCGACUAUUUGGACGCUCGCAUCGAAGUAUUGAAAAAGAGAUGCCAAGACGAGUUAAGAGAUCAGGGUUUUUCUAGAGAAGAUAUCUUUACAGAAGUGUUUCUAAAUAUGCGUUAUGAAGGGACAGAUUGUUCAUUAAUGUGUACAGCUGAAAAACACGAUACGUCUAAAGGUUGUGCACAUGGAGACUUUGAAAAAGCAUUUCUUACAAGAUAUUCUACAGAAUUUGGCUUCACAAUCCCAGACCGCACCAUCAUUGUGGACGAUGUACGCGUGCGCGGAAUUGGACGUUCGUCUAUUGAACAGAAUUUCGAGUCUAGUUUCUCCUCAGAAGAACCCUCGUGGGAUAAUAUGACGAAAUGUUAUUUUGAAAAUGGCUUUGUCGAUACUAGAGUUUAUUUGUCUGUGAAACUAAACUAUGGUCAUGAAAUCAACGGCCCUGCAAUAAUUAUUGAUAAAGCUUGUACUAUCCUGAUUGAACCCUUCUGUGUUGCAUCGAUUACUAAAUCGGGAGACAUUAAAAUUCAGAUUGGCCAAGAUACAUCGUUACGUCAAAUAACUACGGAUCUUGAUGCAAUUCAAUUGUCAAUCUUUUCACAUCGUUUUAUGAGUAUUGCAGAGCAAAUGGGAAGGGUUCUACAACGAACCGCUAUAUCUACGAAUAUCAAAGAACGUCUUGAUUUUUCUUGUGCCAUGUUUGGGCCAGAUGGGGGACUGGUUGCGAAUGCACCACAUAUUCCAGUGCACCUUGGAGCCAUGCAAGAAACUGUCCAAUAUCAGAUACAGCAGCUUGGAGAAAAUAUGACUAAAGGUGAUGUUAUUCUUUGCAACCAUCCUUCUUGUGGUGGAAGUCAUUUGCCUGAUCUAACUGUGAUUACACCGGUAUUUUAUCCCGGGCAAGAAAAGCCCGUAUUUUUUGUAGCUAACAGGGGUCACCAUGCCGAUAUUGGGGGAUUAACACCCGGUUCUAUGCCACCGCAUUCUAAAAGUCUUUCUGAAGAAGGAGCCACUUUCAAAUCAUUCAAGUUAGUUCACGAUGGAAGAUUUGAUGAAAAAGGUGUCACCGAGAAACUUAUGCAACCUAAGAUCUAUCCCGGUAGCAGUGGAACGCGCAAUCUUCGAGACAAUUUAUCCGAUCUUAAAGCACAAGUGGCUGCUAAUAACAAAGGAAUUGCUCUCAUAACUGAACUCAUAGAGGAAUACAGUCUGGAUGUUGUACAAGCCUACAUGAGCCACAUACAGGCAAACGCUGAACUUGCUGUUCGCAACAUGCUGAGGGAAAUUCGAUCCAAGACUAAAGAACAAACUGGCCGAACAUUGUUGUCAGCGGUUGAUCACAUGGAUGAUGGAACGCCAAUAUGUUUAUCUGUUUGUAUUGCAGAUGAUGGAAGUGCUGUGUUUGAUUUUACUGGGACUGGACCCGAGGUUUAUGGCAAUACCAAUGUCCCACGUGCUAUCGUUCUCUCGGCAAUUAUAUAUUGCUUACGUUGUAUGGUCGGCUAUGAUGUACCAUUGAAUCAGGGCUGUCUAAAACCCAUUCAGUUGAUUAUUCCGUCGGGCACAAUCUUGUCGCCUUCGGAAAAAGCCGCGGUGGUUGGCGGGAAUGUGCUUACGUCACAACGAAUAGUUGACGUCAUCUUUCUAGCGUUUGAAACUUGCGCUGCCUCGCAGGGCUGUAUGAAUAAUACGACGUUUGGAGACGAAUCCUGUGGAUAUUACGAGACCGUGGCCGGUGGUGCAGGAGCAGGAUCUCAUUGGAACGGUAGAAGUGGCGUUCAUACACACAUGACCAACACUCGAAUCACAGACCCCGAGAUUAUUGAGAAAAGAUAUCCAGUUGUAUUAAAGAGUUUCCAUUUGAGUCAAGGUUCUGGUGGUCAUGGUCUUUAUAAGGGUGGGGAUGGCGUCGUUCGUGAAUUGAUCUUUAGAAGACCGCUGACAUUAUCAAUACUUAGCGAGAGGAGAGCUUUUUGUCCCUAUGGCUUAAAAGGUGGCUCUUCCGGUUCACGAGGUCGAAAUCUCCUUUUAUGUAAAGAUGGUAGAAAAAUAAAUUUGGGAGGAAAAGCAUCAGUAAAAGUGGAAGCUGGGGACUGUUUUCAUUUGGAGACGCCCGGUGGUGGUGGGUAUGGUAACGAGUUGGACGAUAAUGAUGACGUCAAUGUACGACGUAAGCGCCUGGAAGAAAAAGAAGAAAAAUCAUUCAUUGAAAAAGGAAGUGUUCACGCUUAUAGACUAUUGCAAGAAUCAGCUUAGGGAAUGUAUCUUUAAUUUUAAUUUUAUUUUAAACUUUUAAAAUUUUAGCUUUGCA